CAUAAGUGCAGGAGGAUGAAGAGUGGGUAAGGGAGGUUGAGAAAAAGGGAGGAGAUGCUGAAAAUAGAGGGAUGGACAUCAUGUUGCAGUGAGCAGACUUUUUAGAGCUCAGUAAAAAAAACCAGUCAUUUUAACUCAGCAGGGAGGGCGAAUGCUCGGAAACUCUCUCUCUCUCCUACUUUCCUCUCGUUGCUUUGUCUCCCCUUUAUUCUCCUCUCUGUCUCCUGCAGUGUGCUGUGCUGUUCGCAAGAUAAACCCGGGAUAACACACUCUGACUCCGAGGAGAAGAUGAAGUCCCGUCUUGUUUUCCUCGUCGCAUGUGUGACGCUGCUCUCACUGUGUCACGCCGCUCCUCUGUUGUACAACGCAUCCAUGGAUGGCAGCGGUGAUGAAGCGGAGCUGGAGCUCAUUUUUCCAACCUCCUUCUCCACUCGAGCACCUGUUGACAUCUCUGCUGCUACCGGAGCUCCCACCCUCACCAACACCAUCACCACCACCAUGAUCCGCCUGAAGGACUUCGUCUUUACCCGAGUGGUGGACUUCCUGCAGGAGAAUCUGCUCAUCAUCAUCGUCGUGACCUCUCUCCUCAUCGUCAUGGUCUUCAUCAUCUGCUGUGCCUCUGCCAUGAGUCACAAGCGCAAGCUGGAGGCCUACAAACCCCCUCCUCAACCAAACAGGAAGUACACGGCCGAUAAGACAGGCGGACGCAAGAAUUCAAGCGAGCUCCAGGAGAGGCCGUACGCCGUCGACCACGUCAAGAGGGUCCAGACUCAGAGCAUGGCCUCCCCCAAGAACCUGCGCCAGCCCUCCAAGGCUCUGGUUGGGGAGAAGGGGAGAGACGUCAGGUCGUCGCCCCGCCAGGAGGUCAGAAAGGUCAGGGAGGUGGAGGAAGUGGAGAAGCGGAGAGAGGAGCCCAAGCACAAAGAGCAGCCAAGGCAUAGGGAGGAGGUGCAGCAGAGCUCCAGCCCCAGCACCAGCGCCGCUCAUACAGGCUGCACCUGCCACCUGAAAAAGGCCCACCACUAGGGCAUGGUCAGGGCUGAUGUUGGCAUGAGAGGUUGCAACCGUGACAUAAAAUCAAGAUCAGACAGGUUGGUUAUACUGCACACAUAUGGAAAUCUGAAAUACCUUUUUAUAACUGCCAGCAAGAAAAAUUAUUUAUGAGGCUCGUGUCCUUAAAUGAAAAAAACAUCCAUCGAUUAAACAGUUAAAUCUAAACGUUCAUGAAAAUAUGAACUAUCGCCUGAUGUAAAAAUUAAAUUUAUAGAAGAUAUGUGACUGGAAAUCUAAAUACUCAACUGUGUUGCUGCUUAAAUCCUGUCUAUAAAUGUUGCAUCUCACAGUUUUUGAUUCAUACUAAGAUUAAAAAGCCAACCUUCCAGUGGCUCAGUGGUCUGUUUGUCUUCAGUCUCAACCGCCUGAUAUCAUAUCACUGUGCCAUUGAGGUAGCAUCCCUUUUUCAUAUGGAAAUGAUUUUUUUAGAGGAGAAAGACAAAAAAUAGAUAUUAUAAAAUAAAAAGAAUGGGCAGCCUGUAAUUUCCCAUGCUUUCCAAAUAGAAAUGACCAAAAACGUAAGGGGAGAACAGGGUUGGUUGUCACCCUCCCUAGAGGGCGCUGUUAAAAUGUGUUGGUACUGCAAUUUUCAGAAUUGGGGUCAGAGGUCACCUGCAGGGUCAUUUCAGGAGUGAGACACUUGACAUUGAGGUGAGAGGACUUAGUGUUUUUCAUGUCAAAAAGUAAAUAUGCAGCUCUCCUAUGUUUCUCUCCGAGGCUUUUGCACCAUGGGUUUAUAAUAAAACAAUGAUUACCAUUAAAACGUAUGAAGGGAGAGCUAUUUAGAUAGUUUAGACAGAUUUUCUCUUAGCCACGCUACAACAUGUGGUUGUUAGCUUAGUCACCAGCAAAAAAAUCCCAGUUGGGGACGCUUGUCAUAUUCACUUCUGGGUUGGUUGUCACAUGUAACUGAUAGUGAGUGACUGUAAUAAGGAUGAGAUAAAGUAACAGUGUGUAGGAUCUGGCGGUAUCUAGACGUGAGGUGAGGACAUUGCAACCAACUGAAGCCUCUCCUGUGUACCGAGCGUGUUGGAGAGCU
Messenger RNA from Sebastes umbrosus (honeycomb rockfish), 2092 nucleotides. RefSeq names its product transmembrane protein 119a (gene tmem119a). Bases 289 to 1026 code for a protein of 245 amino acids. Lineage: Eukaryota; Metazoa; Chordata; Actinopteri; Perciformes; Sebastidae. The transcript is spliced from 2 exons. The record is from RefSeq and is a predicted model, not a curated record. Gene Ontology annotation, biological process: positive regulation of bone mineralization; ossification; positive regulation of osteoblast differentiation. Gene Ontology annotation, cellular component: plasma membrane.